This is a messenger RNA of Rhagoletis zephyria (snowberry fruit fly), 732 nucleotides long. RefSeq lists its product as uncharacterized. The record is from RefSeq and is a predicted model, not a curated record. Lineage: Eukaryota; Metazoa; Arthropoda; Insecta; Diptera; Tephritidae.
AUGUUGCCCUCUGGCCCGACAAAAGUGCAACAUUUUCUGCCCCUGCCAAAUCGUAAGGAUGUAAAUCGCUUAAUUUUAUUAAGUUCACUAAAAGAAAUUGCGAAUGAUUUGGUGGAUUCUUCCUCGUCAUCAACUGAGAAUGAAAUUGAAACGUUAGUUCUUGGAAGAAAUUCACAGCCUAGAGUAAACAGAUUUGUGGACGAUGUUGUUAACUUUUAUUCUGAGGCAGAGUUCAAGAAAAACUUUCGCGUCAGUCGUGACCUUACCGAAUAUCUUGUCGCUAAAUAUUCUGCGAGCACAUGGUUUAUAACAAGGAACUACAAAGGAGGAAGACUGCAAACACCAGCGGAAUCUCAUAUGCUCGCAUUUUUGUGGUUUGCCGCGAAAAAAACCACUUUCAGAGAAGUUGGAAAUAUAUUUGACAUGUGUUUGUCAAAUAUGUAUAAUACCUUCAACAAAGUUUUGAACUUUCUUGUUAGGGAUAUCGCACCGGAAGCAAUAAAGUUUCCCAAUGAAACCCAUGAAAAAGAAGUAAUCGCAAAAGCAUUUGAAAAUAUAGCUGGAUUCCCGAAUGUCUUGGGUUGCAUAGAUGGAAGUAUCCAUCACUCGAAGUUACGUUUCUUGGAUGUAUUCACUGGAGUGCCUAGCAUAAUCCAUGACGCAAGAGUUUUGAGAUUGUCCUUCAUUGGAAAGGAGUUAUCAAGUGCAUGUGCACCUAAGUACCAUUUGUAA